UUGACGAUCAUUUUGAAGGCAUCUAGGAAUAUGCAUGAUAAGGUUUAUAAAGAUGUGACAGUUGGUUUGGGGUCGUCUGAUCAUCCAGUUAGUUGUAGUUACACACUUCCGUCACUAGACGGCAGAAGUCUAUGGUAGUAUUGAACUGUGGCAGACAGACAGUCGUUUGUUUACAUUCGUUGCAAUGGCGACCAUCACUGAACUGAAGUGUGCCGUAAGGGAAACCUUGGAAUCCCGUGGUGUGAUGGGCCAGCUGAAGGCUCGUAUCCGGGCAGAAGUAUUUAGCGCCCUGGAUGACCAACGUGAACCUCGUCCGCCGCUGUCCCACGAAAACCUGCUGAUCAACGAGCUCAUCCGGGAGUACCUGGAGUUCAACAAGUACAGACACACUGCGUCAGUCCUGACAGCAGAGUCAGGCCAACCUGAAGUUCCCCUAGACAGACAGUUCCUGGCAAAUGAGCUGAAAGUCACAGAGGAUACAAGCUCCAAGUCUGUACCUCUUCUCUAUGGCUUGGUGUGCCACUUUGUGAACAGCAGUGAUAGCGGUGGAAAGGUGUUUCUGCGGGGUGCCUCUCUGCCAGCUGGCACAACUACCACCAACACAGUACCUGGACCUGAUGCCUAAAAGUUGAUGCACUCAAGUAAUGGUACAGGAUGGACUGAAAAGAUGCCUUUUCACUUUUUGGCUAAAUGUUCACAGGCAUUACAGCAUUGACUAAAUGAAUUCUACUGAUACAACUGCACUAGUCAUUUCUAUUGCUUUAUUAUGUAAGUUGCCAAUGAUAACAGAUGGCCUUUUUCUUUAGGUAUAAAUAUCUGACUUUACCAAUGGGUUUAGGAUCAGUCGGUUGGUGUUGCUUGCGUUACUCCAUAUUCCUUGUUCUCUAAUGAAUUCAUGCAAAAUGUUAUGAAAACAUUCCUUGAUUUCUGCUCUAUUUUAAUUUACAAAUGUUUUAUACUUUUAUAUUGUCUUUUAGUUCUUUAAAAAUAAAUGUUUUAUAUUUAUGUAUUCACUUUAUUGAAUCAAAAACGUGUGGCAAUGCUCUUUCAUUGGCUACCACAUGGUGGCAGCCUCACCAAAGAAACGACUGAAGACUGCCACUGAUUGAGGGUUGAGGAGUGACACUUUGUUGGUUGUGACUUGGUGAAGACACUACUGUAUGUGUUCAUCUCUAGCAUGUGGCAUUGUGCAUAAAAACAGGGUACUCUAAUAUUGUGGUUAAAACGAUCUUGCUACUUAAUAAUAUGGCAACUGUAUGAAGAUAUGGAGUUAACUUUAUAUUACUUCAAAGUAUAUUGUUUGUAAUCAGAACUGUAUUACAGUUGGUUCUUUUAAACAUUUGCUUUAUGCAAUGCAGAUCAUCACGGUACAGUUUAAAUAGUGCUGAAUAACCUGCACCUGAAAGGUUGCUAUAGUCACAUUCAGUUACUUUCCUGUGAUUGUCUUAACAUUUUGGCACUCAUUGUGUUGGUUUGUGCAGCCAAGCCCACGCAUGUUGCCCCUGCCCCAAUGCUACUGUUUGGGCCCGGAAACCUUUUGUCUGUAAUAGUUAGAUACCUCUUGAUUAAUAAGAUGUUUUAUCUUGGUCUCACAUAUCUGAUAAUCCAUGUUUUAUGCUAAAUUAAAUGGGGCAUUGGCUAGAUAUUUUUAUGUAGCAACUCUCCUGCUCGUUCACCUCUUUUGCUGUUUUGUCUGCUGCUUAUGACCUCAAUAACAGCAAUGUUAGCAACACUAAAAUGAUACUAACUGUUCAGAAAAGGAAAGAGGGUCCUUGUCCUUCCUUUUUAUUUCAGCAACUCAUAAAACAAAACAAAAAAUACAAUAAAGAAACAAGACAUACAAAGAACAACUACCAUAGUUCUCCGUGCUGGACACAUAAAAAUGUACUGCAACAAGCCAAUACUCUCUCAUCUCACUUCCUCUUUCACCAUUUAAGGGAUCUUGACGUACGACCUAAAGCCCUGAGUUUCUGUAACUGAUUGGCCAGCAAUUUAUUUCUCAGCCUUUUUACUGACGCAUAACCCAUGUCUAAAUAAUUUUUAGGUUUUACAAGUUGACUUAUCCUAUCUCCUCUCCCAUAUCUGCAUCCCUUAUUCUUGAUUGUAGAGGCUUUAAUAGAUGAGAUCAUAGCUCUCAAAUUAGCUCAUUGAAAGAAUGAGGUCAUAAUGUGCUGCACAUAGUCUAUUUUGCUGAAUUCACCCGUGCCUCUGAUGGAGCGAAAUGUAACCAUUUACCAUUAGCACAACCUGUGCAACAUCAUGUAAUGUACACCUAACUAUACAAUGUCCUAAUGUAUCGCUUCCCAGUCCCAUUAGAAACAAGAAUUUGUUGAUGCGUGCCUAUGCAUGAUGAAAAUAGAGUCCCAGUGAGCAUCA
Molecule: messenger RNA, 2376 nt
Organism: Etheostoma spectabile (orangethroat darter)
Lineage: Eukaryota; Metazoa; Chordata; Actinopteri; Perciformes; Percidae
Product: lisH domain-containing protein FOPNL
Exons: 4
Coding region: 185-625 (146 amino acids)
Biological process (GO): cilium assembly; microtubule anchoring
Cellular component (GO): centrosome; motile cilium; ciliary basal body
Molecular function (GO): protein binding
Source: RefSeq, a predicted model, not a curated record